Molecule: messenger RNA, 277 nt
Organism: Eptesicus fuscus (big brown bat)
Lineage: Eukaryota; Metazoa; Chordata; Mammalia; Chiroptera; Vespertilionidae
Gene: ZNF593OS
Product: ZNF593 opposite strand
Exons: 3
Coding region: 25-216 (63 amino acids)
Source: RefSeq, a predicted model, not a curated record
CCAGGGAGACCAGUGGCACCCACCAUGCGCCUGCGACGCCUGACCCCUGGCUACUUCCGGGUGCUACAGAUGCAGGUAGCCGGGGAGCUGAAGGCAGAGCCCCGGAGUCCACUGGUUGGGGUCGUGGCAACACUGCUGGCUGUCCUUGGACUGGGUGGCUCCUGCUAUGCUGUCUGGAAGAUGGUGGGACAGCGGCCACCGCCACGGGCCCCGUGAUGAAGUGGGCAGCCUGUCACCUGGGCCCUGGGGGCCCGUUUCCCCUGCAGCUAUGAACCAG